Candida albicans SC5314 is the source of this 660-nucleotide messenger RNA. RefSeq names its product Bud21p (gene BUD21). Gene Ontology annotation, biological process: rRNA processing. The transcript has a single exon. The record is from RefSeq and is a predicted model, not a curated record. Lineage: Eukaryota; Fungi; Ascomycota; Pichiomycetes; Serinales; Debaryomycetaceae. Gene Ontology annotation, molecular function: snoRNA binding. The coding region runs from base 1 to 660 and encodes 219 amino acids.
AUGGUAUUAACUCGAAGUCAGACACAUUAUAAGCAACCUAUAAAGAAAAAAUUUACUGAUGACGACUUCAGCGAUGAAGAAAAGGUGAGCCCACUGUUACCAGUACAACCAGAGGAUGACUAUCUGUCUGAAGAAGAAGAAGAAGACGAUGACGAUGACGAUGACUCUGAUGAUGCCCCAGAAGAGGAAAGUACAAGCAAAGCUAGAAGUGACAUUUUAUCAGAGCAGAAGAGGUUACAACAGGUUGAAGCCGAAUUAAAGAAACAAGAAAGGGAGAAAAGGAAAGCAUUGGAUUUGCGUAAUACACAACAACAGCAGAUGAAAAAGAGCAAACAAAAAAGUAACCCAUCAACAGCGCCAAUUGAGCUUCCUGAGUUUUUACCCGAUGAUAUUGCAUCAAUAAUUAAUCAGCCAGUUGAGGAACUGAAACCAAGGCAUAUAAGGUUGGAUGAAAUAGAGGCGUCGCCAAAACUAGAUAAAAAGUCAUUACUUGAAGAAAAAUUGCGACUCUUGAAGGCAAAGAAGAAAGUUGCUAUAAAGAAAGGGCCUGUUCAUGUUAAAAUACAAUCGUUCAACAGUAAAGUAGUGCCACGGUCUGAAUCAAAGAUUGUCAAGAAUAGAGAUAAAUGGUUACAUAGGAAAAGCGUCAAUAGAAAGUGA